AUGAAGAAAUUCAUAAUAUUUAUGUUGAUUGUGAAAUUAACUUUGGCCGAUACAAAAAACGUGAAGGAGCGCAACGAUCUUAUGUUAUCCUCCAUCCGUCAGUUUGCCAAUACGGUUAAAAUGAUGAGAGAUCUCAUGCUCAUGGGUUCUAUGGGUUUGCCUCUCUUGGCCAUGGUGGGUUUGGGAAGUUUAGUAUUACUGCCCAUGUUUCGCCCUUUGAGAGCUCCACCCUUCAGGCCCGUAUCUCCCGGAGAUAAUAAAGAGGAAAUGCAUAAUUUCCCGGGACGGCGGACAUUUGCCAUCGAAGAAACUUUCGAUAUGAUGAAGAACCUGAAUCAAGUAUUCAGAGAAUACAGCAUUAAUGAACCGGAGUGCAGACUUCGAGCCAUUUGCGAAGUGCAUCAAUACACUUUCAGAGGAGAUCCCAUGGACAGAAUAGUCCAAUUGAUGAAAAUGGAUAAAGACAUGGGAGUGUCUCCGACUAUAGUUUUACCUCCGAACAUCUUUCUACAGUACAGAGAAGCGGCACGAAGUGGAAUGGUCAAGCAAGAUUGCUCGAAACUCUAUGGUCAAUGUCCCAAAUCGGUCUUCUUCUUCAUUAGAAACAAACACGAUAAUUUAAUUCUUUCCUCGCCGCCGCCAUUUUAA
This is a messenger RNA of Centruroides sculpturatus (bark scorpion), 648 nucleotides long. RefSeq lists its product as uncharacterized. The coding region runs from base 1 to 648 and encodes 215 amino acids. The transcript is spliced from 2 exons. Lineage: Eukaryota; Metazoa; Arthropoda; Arachnida; Scorpiones; Buthidae. The record is from RefSeq and is a predicted model, not a curated record.